CCUAGAAAGGUAUCGGUUGUAUCGUAUAUAGCAAUUCUUUGUACAGAUCUUCAGUUUGUAACUUGCAAGAGAUUUGUAGAUUUCUUCCAUUGAUUCGGGACAUUGUAGAGAAUCUGAUACAGUGUCUGAUAGGUAGCUUCUUUGCGGAUUUUGUACUCAGGUAGUUCGUUUCUCUCUUGUGUGAAGUGCACAAUUGUGCAUUUUUCUUGCGACCUUGUUAUUCUCUUGGUUACUAUCUGUACUUUGAUUAAAUUGGAAUUCAAAUCGCAAAGUUCGUUAAUGCAUAAAGGUUGAGUCAUCUCAGUUUCUAAAAUGUCCAUUCACAUUUUUCUUUCUUCGAGAUUUUAUUUAUACUCGUUUGCGAGGUUCUAUAACUAUUGUAUUUCAUUUCUAUUUAUUUGGAGUUUCACUUUCAUAUUUGCCCGCCGGUAAAGUUUUCCCGCUUGAAAGGGCGCAUGGGAAAACCCUACGGUGCGGCCUGCAGUCAUCUUGUCUCGUAAAGCUCUAAUAUGGUUUGGCAAUGGCGCUUCCUCAUUCAAUUCUCUGCAUCCGUUGGUGGAUGACGAGCAGCAACGAGGACGAAAGUGAGCCAGACUGGAAUUCAGAAGCUGGGCCUUGGCGUCGCCAUCGUUGUCCUCCAGCUAAAUCAAUUGCCGCUUUCAGGAGAUUAAGAGAUAUUUCAACCUGAAACUGUAAACGGACAGUUGUUAGCAGUUUCUCUACAAUUUUCCAACGGUUCUGGGUGCUACAUGCUAGGGUUUUGUUUGAAAAGCUUGAAAUUCGCUGCUUCGAGAAUCUCGAUUGCUGUUGGCGUCAAUGUCAGUCUUCUUCGAUUCUUCGGCUCUCAACCUGUAUUAUCCACUAGCCGGUAUCCGGCUUUCACAACCAGAGGUUACCAACUGCUUCGCUGCCUCUCCAAGCACAGGAUAUAUGACGCACGCAACCUGCUCGACGAAAUGCUCCCAGGGGGAACCUCCCGCAGCCGUACGGUUUAUUACACUUCUCUGGUUGCCAAGUAUUCCAGGAGUGGAUUCGUGGAUGAAGCUCGUUUGCUGUUCGAUAUCAUGCCAGCGGAGAGGAAUGUUGUUACUUACAACGCAAUGUUGUCCGGUUAUGUCCAGUGCGGGAGAUUGAAGGAGGCGAUGUCACUGUUUCGGGAGAUGCCUGAAAGGAAUGUUAUUUCUUGGACAUCGAUGCUUUCAGGGUUGGCUGAUGCAGGAAGAAUAGGUGAGGCCAAGUUGCUGUUCGUGAAUAUGCCUGAGAAGAACGUGGUUUCAUGGAAUGCCAUGGUUGUUGGGUUGAUUAGGAAUGGGGAUUUGGAGCAUGCAAGGUUGGUUUUUGACAAGACGCCUGUUAAAAAUGUGGUUUCUUGGAAUACCAUGAUUGCAGGUUACACAGAUAGUAGUCGAAUGGAUGAGGCGAGGACCCUGUUUGAUAUAAUGCCUGAUCCAAAUGUGUCGACUUGGACUAGUAUGGUCUCUGGUUAUUGCAGGGUUGAAUUGGCUGAGGGAUAUAAUAUGUUUCACAGAAUCCAUGUCCAAAAUGUUAUUUCUUGGACAUCCAUGAUUAGUGGGUUCACAUGGAAUGGUUUCUAUGCAGAAGCGUUGUUGCUUUUCCUGGAUAUGAAUAGGAGCUCUGAUAUAACACCAAACAGUGAGACCUUGAUUUCCCUUGCUUAUGCCUGUGCUGGCUUAAUAUUUUCUGAACUUGGCAGGCAGGUUCAUGCUCAGAUGCUUGUUCAUGCAAUGCAAUUUGAUGAUUAUGAUGGCAGAAUAGCUAAGAGCCUUAUUUACAUGUACUCUUCAUUUGGUACCAUGCCCUCUGCACAAUACUUAUCCGACAACUUCUCCGACAACUGUGUUCUUCAGUCUUGCAAUUGCUUGAUUAAUGGCUAUGUUAGGGCUGGAGACUUAGAGAAGGCUCGAAUUUUAUUCGAUGCAGCACCUUCCCGUGACACGAUCACGUGGACUUCAAUCAUUAGCGGUUACUUCAGUGUUGGACUCGUGUUGCAGGCUUGCCAUCUAUUUCACGACAUGCCUUUCAAGGAUGCAAUUGCGUGGACAACAAUGAUCACAGGGCAUAUACAAAAUGAGCUCUUUGAUGAAGCUAUGCAUUUCUUUUCGAAAAUGAGGACUUGCGGUGUUAUUCCUCUAAGUACCACAUACACCGUUCUUUUCGGCGCUGCUGGUGCAAUGACAUAUCUUGAUCAUGGAAGAUCGCUGCAUGGGAUGAUUAUCAAGACAACCUGGCUUUGAUUUGAUCCUUGAGAAUUCUGUGGUCUACAUGUAUGCAAAAUGUGGGGAGCUCCGUGAUGUCUAUGAAAUUUUCUCACGGAUGACUUCACGCGACGAGAUCUCUUGGAAUUCUAUGAUUAUGGGGUUCGCUCAUCAUGGUCUGGUCAGUGAAGCCUUACAGGUUUUCGAAGCCAUGGCGGAAUCAAGAACACGCCCCAACGCCCUCACCUUUUUGGCUGUCCUAUCGGCAUGUAGUCAUGCCAGCUUGCUUGACAAAGGGUUGGAGUUAUUCACUCUGAUGACUGAAGUUCAUGGAAUCCAACCAGGUUUGGAACAUUGCAUCUCCAUCGUCAACAUACUUGGCCGAGCAGGAAAACUUGAAGAAGCAGAGAAUUUUAUCUCAGGACUACCAUUCCAUAGACACCCUGCUAUCUUGGGAGAAAUGCUCAGUGUGUGCAGGCCAGACAAGACGAGUCUUGGAAUUGCCGAACGGUCAGGUAAGCUAGUCCUUGAAGCCGACCCAAUGAAUGCAGCUGCUCAUG
Linum trigynum is the source of this 2776-nucleotide messenger RNA. Lineage: Eukaryota; Viridiplantae; Streptophyta; Magnoliopsida; Malpighiales; Linaceae. The record is from the annotation of a GenBank genome assembly.